Molecule: messenger RNA, 928 nt
Organism: Cucurbita moschata (crookneck pumpkin)
Lineage: Eukaryota; Viridiplantae; Streptophyta; Magnoliopsida; Cucurbitales; Cucurbitaceae
Product: myb-related protein 306-like
Exons: 2
Coding region: 56-808 (250 amino acids)
Biological process (GO): response to auxin
Source: RefSeq, a predicted model, not a curated record
UAUAUACUUAGCUUAGCCCACGUCCAACUUCCAAGCAAAACAAGAAACAAAGCCAAUGGGAAGGCCACCCUGCUGCCAAACAAUCAGUGUCAAGAAGGGCCCUUGGACUCCCGAAGAAGAUAUCAUCUUGGUUUCUUACAUUCAUCAAAAUGGCCCUGGAAAUUGGAGAUCCGUUCCCCAUAACACGGGGCUGUCGAGAUGUAGCAAGAGUUGUAGAUUGCGGUGGACGAAUUACUUACGGCCCGGGAUCAAACGCGGGCAGUUUAGUGAUCAUGAGGAGAAGAUGAUUAUUCAUCUCCAAGCCCUGUUAGGCAACAGAUGGGCAGCCAUAGCCUCGUAUCUCCCACGAAGAACGGACAACGAUAUCAAGAAUUAUUGGAAUACCCAUUUGAAAAAGAAGCUAAAAGUGUAUGAAAAUGGGUUGUCAAAGGGUCAAUGGGAAAGAAGGGUUCAAACAGACAUUGAAACGGCCAAACAAGCAUUGAAAGAAGCUCUUUCGCUUACAAAACAAACUCAUACUUCUGAAUCCAAUACCCCUUCUUGUUCUUCAUACGCAUUAAGUGCUGAAAACAUUGCCCGAUUGCUCAAAAAUUGGACAAAAAAUUCAACAAGAAGCAACUCAGAAUCAAGAAGCACCCAGAAUUGUGUGUCGGUGGAGGAAAGUUCCAAGCUUGAAACUGGGGUUGAAAGCGUGGGGGGAGUGCCACUCACUUUGCUGGAGACAUGGCUGUUUGAUGAUGUUGCACCUCAAAAUCAUCAACAUCUUAUCAACUUCUCAUUGCAAGACGGUCACCAAGGGUUGUUUUAAUCUAUUAUAUCCUCCAAGUUCUUGCUUUCCCUCUACAUUUUUAGUUUAUAUUUACCAAAAUUCACCAAUUGUAAAUCUACCGACAAACCCUUUACCUUCAAUAUUAUUAUUUCGCUAAAA